UUUUUUAAAGGCUGCCUUGUCUGUUUUGGCAUUGAAAACACCACUUUGAUAAUAUCUAGUGAAACUGAAAAUACAGCAGCUAAGGAGCUCAGUCCGUCGGCUAACGGUAACGUUAAUGUUAGCCUGCUAGCUGCUAAGCAAUACGCAUCGCCGGUCGAAAUUCAACAGCAAAAACAAUCUAUAUAACGCAAGCACAUCGCCGUCAAAUAUAAUUCAAAAGUGUGAUAGCGGUCUGUGGAUGUCGCAUGUGGAGCGUCCUCACCUUAAACAUGUCCUGCACACGGUGUCCGUGCUGGAGGCAGUGGUCCUCCGCAGCUUUGGCCCUGAUGGGGGUCAGGUGCUGUUUACGCGUGAUACCGGGCAGGUAAUGUUGAGCCGCAGUGGGACACGCAUCCUCACAGCACUGCGACUGGAGCACCCACUGGCUAGGAUGGUUGUGGAGUGUGUGUGGAAGCACACUGCUGUAACAGGGGAUGGAUCUAAGAACUUUAUCUUGCUGCUGGCAUCAUUAUUACGGGUGAUUCAUACAGCGGCCUGCAAGAGGUGCAAUGUAUCUCACACCUAUAGCUCCAGAGAGGCGAUGGAGAAUGCCACUGCCAGACAUUUGGCUGACACACUUCUGGCAUUCGGAUUGGAAGAGCUUGGUGAUGUCAUCAGCACAGGCGUGGUCCCUUACGGAGGUGUUCUUUCUUGGGAGGAUCCAUCUGCACAUGCAGUUCCAGCUCACACCAACAAAGACAUGCACACUCUGCAAAAGCUGUUGACAGCCUUCUUUCACACUCGGCUGGGGCACACCUACUGUGACUUCUUCAGCCGCCUCACCUGUGAAUUUCUCUCCUGCUGGAAAUGUGAAGACAAAGCCCCUUCCUACUUGCUCCAUCUCAUAGAUGACAACUUCUCUGUGUUGCAUACACCCGUAUCAGGCUUCCCUGUAAGUUGCUCACGUGUGAUUGAGGGACAGGUCAUUCACAGGGACUUCUCCACACCUUUCUCUUGGACCAACAACCAGCCAGUUAAAGCUGUUGUGUUUUCUGGGCACCUGCAUCCAGAUGCGCAUAAAGCAGGAGCAGUGCUGGAGCUACGAGGUGGAGAGAGAGGUGUUCUGCGAUACACUUCCUGCACAGAGAGGUCACUGGAGUGUGUGAUUACAACCUUGCAGAGUCUGGGUGUCUCCCUGCUCCUCUGUGCAGUGAAACAGUCUGAGGCUGUUCUGGCUUUAGCUGGACUGUCCGGGAUGUGUGUGGUGGAGUGUGUCGGUGAAGACGAACGUUCUCUUUUCGCUCAGCUAAGUGGGGCAGUGCCUGUCUCAGACUGCUGGCUCAUUGAGCAGGAGCAUGUUGCUACACUGACCUUCUGCCGACCAAUACUGCUAGGAGCCCACAGGUAUAUCCACAUGUCUUUCCAUGACUCUGAGAUCAAACCCCACAGUCUGGUGAUUUGUGGCGCAGGAGAAGGGCAGACCGACCAGUGUGCAUGUGCAUUUCAGGAUGCUCUCCGGAUGCUGCAUACAACCUGGGAGCCCAUGCAUACCACUGCAACUACAGCAGCAAAGAGCAUCUUGCACUCAGGCAAAAGCAGAUCACCCAGCAGCAAACCUCCCUUGCAGAAGAAUGUGUUGAAUCCAGGCUGUGUCGUACCUGUUGGUGGGACAUUUGAGUUUCUGUUACACCACGCCCUCCUACAGCAUGGCCACGCUCACUUAGACUCAGAUCCACACGCUCCUUUUCACACAGAUACGGGCAUUCCUGCUCUUUCCCGUCUGCUGGCGGAUGCUCUGCUCUGUGUGCCCCAGCAGAUUUACUCUCACAGUCCUCGACGCUACCUGCAAACUCAAACCCUGGUCACGAAUUAUAUGCAAAAUCGUAGACACCCUUUCAGCCCCAUGUGCGAACAUAACCACAGAAGCCCGCAGAGUAAUAACGCUCUGGAGGAUAGCGAACUACGCGUGGGCCACUGCAGAAAGGUUGACUUUAAAUCAGAUGUUUUUACGUUGGACUCCGGCGUUGAAUCCGUCUCCUGUAAAUACAAACUGAUUCUGGCCGUGCUGCAGUGUCUCAGUAGUCUUUUACGGUUGGACGCAGUACUGCACACACACACGCCAUUGCACAAACAGGCAUGCAGACACUCCAGCAGUUCUCUUGAGGACACAGAGGAAGGGGAUGAGGACUGAGAUUUGUGUCUGGAGUCAAAUACCAUUAAAAUAAAUUCUGUCAAUACUAACUCAGGUAUAUCUCUAAAGUUGGAAAAAUUAAUUUACCCUCAGAAUGCUACAGCAGAUGAUAUAUAUUUGUUUUUUUUUGUUUGUUUGUUUUUUUUUUACCUCAGUGCAAUAUUAUUUGUAAAAAAUAAUUGUUUAUAAUACAGGUAUUCCAUACUCCCACACACAGAGAGGAAAUAAAUAACAUUUCAUGGCAGUGCUCCCGUGUUGUGUAGUUUAUUGGCCUGUAAAAUGUUUAGUUGGUGCUGUACCACCCUGUCCUGAAUCAAGGCUAGGUUUGGCAAAAACACCAUGAGAGAAAACAUCGAAUGACUCAGAGAUAAUGUGCGUCUCAGUCAGAACAUGCCUUUGUUAUCAAAUAAUUUGGUCAUCUCCUGCUCUGUGAUCUAUUGUGUGCUAAUGUGAAUUUGUAUGAGAGUGUGUAAAUGUUUAUAUUAGCUUGUCUCCUCUUGAGUUCUCAUCGCAGUUCUCUCUUUUUUUUUUUGUCAGCAUUCCAUUCUCUUAUCUCAGGUUUCCUGGCCUGUUCCUCUGGCCAGUACAUACUCUGUUAUAUAAAUGGCAUACACACAACAACUUGGACACAGCGUCUCACAAUGACACACACUCUUUUCUAUAAUCAGUGUUAUCUCCGUUAUUGAGGUGGAGAGUCAUAAAGGGCAACACCCAGCUGUCAGCACCUCAAUCAGAGUUCACUUCCUGCUUUCAACCCCUUCGACUGAAGUGUCAGAAACACUUGUCCAAUCAAUGAACUCUAUAAUGAACCCUCACUGGGGAAGCUGUGACUCAUAAAAAGACUGUUCAAAGCAUAAAUUUGUCCUCAUACAAGUAUGCACACGAUAAGUGGACGUGUAACUUCAAACAGUAAUUUUCCAUAAGUAACAUCACAGAGGUGACAGUCCCUGGCUUUGUUUUUGUUAUGACUCCACAGAAAGAAACGGUAAAUAAGAUGAUCAGAAAUAGCUCUUGAGAAAAAACGGGGUAGUGGAAUCACAGUGUGGGCAGGUCGUUCUUUUCCACUGAGCGUGGAAAGAAACUGGAAGUUGUUUUUAGUCUAUCGAAGGCACUCCAGGAUGUCUUUCACAUCCUAUUUGAUAAACCUUUCACAGUGGCCACCUGAGGAUAGACCUUGUGAAAAAUGGCUGUUGUUCGUUUGACUCUCCUGAACUGUGCGGAGUGCUGCAAAAACCAAUAACAUGCAUGGCAAAAAAAAAAAAAGAAAAGAAAAAAAAAAAUCAUUUCUCAUACUUAGUCAGUAGAUUGUGAUUUAUUUGGCUUUCUUCGUAGCAUCUUUGUUUCUGUGCAACAUACAAGUGCAUACGGUAUAAAUCAAUCCAAUUUCUGUGAGAUGAAAAGGAUAUUAUAAAAUACAUUACAUCAUUCAUCAAACUGCAUGUACCGUACAACCAUGUACAUUUAGAAAUUGUUUACAAAUGAAAAA
Messenger RNA from Myripristis murdjan (pinecone soldierfish), 3656 nucleotides. RefSeq names its product Bardet-Biedl syndrome 10 (gene bbs10). The transcript has 4 exons. The record is from RefSeq and is a predicted model, not a curated record. Gene Ontology annotation, biological process: chaperone-mediated protein complex assembly. The coding region runs from base 239 to 2170 and encodes 643 amino acids. Lineage: Eukaryota; Metazoa; Chordata; Actinopteri; Holocentriformes; Holocentridae. Gene Ontology annotation, molecular function: ATP binding; ATP-dependent protein folding chaperone.